Epithele typhae is the source of this 1041-nucleotide messenger RNA. RefSeq lists its product as uncharacterized. Lineage: Eukaryota; Fungi; Basidiomycota; Agaricomycetes; Polyporales; Epitheliaceae. The coding region runs from base 1 to 1041 and encodes 346 amino acids. The transcript has 11 exons. The record is from RefSeq and is a predicted model, not a curated record.
AUGUCUUCCCCUCCGGCACUUCCACCUAGCAUCGGUCUGCUAGCCGGUCCCCAACUUCUUGGCUUCUUCUUCUCCUGGGCACUGCAAGGGAUCCUCACCACUCAGGCGUGCAAGUACCAUAUAUACUGCCUCUACUUUCCCGAUGACCACAGAUGGACCAAGUGCUUGGUCGCCGGCGUGGUCAUCUGGGAAUGGAUUCAAACGGGUCUCGUGACGCAAACCGCCUUCGACAUCGACGUCACCCACUUCGGCGACAUCUCCGUGCUCACCGCGUACGGCAACACCUGGUUCAGUGUCCCGGUCAUGUCCGCCGUCGUCUCCUUUGUCGUGCAAUGUUACUUCGCGUGGCGGGUGUGGGUGUUGGGCAAGUCCAAGAUUGCCGUGGGCGUGAUCCUCUUCUUGUCGUUCUCGCAAACGGUUCUGGGCAUAGCGGGAGGAAUCACGCUGAAGAUCAUUGAUGCCAACGCCGUGGAGGCAAGUGUCAACCGACCGAUCGUUGCAGCAGGACUGGUCGUUGCCACGGUGGUCGACGUCCUCAUCGCCGCUCUAAUGACUUACUACCUUUUGCAAGCCAGAAGCGGAAUGAGACAGACAGACGCCGUCGUUAACAAGCUGGUCACUUUAGUGGUAGAGACAGGAGCACUGACCGCGACCGUCGCGUUCCUGUACUGUGUUAUCUUCUUGCUCGACACCAAGGACCUCCUGUUCGAGUGCCCUGCCCUCGUCCUCCCCAAGCUCUACUCCAACACGCUCAUCGUCAGCCUCAACAACCGCGCCUUCAUCCGCGGCGCCAUUUCCAAAUCCCUCAGCUCCGGGUCCUACACGUCCGGGGCUGCUGGCCCGACCGUCUUCUCCCGCAACACGUUCCAGAACGCGAGCCGCGCCCGGGGCGGUGUCGAGUCCGGCGUUCACAUCGACAUCGACGUCGUCGAGAACGCGUACGACGGCCGCCCUAAGCCCGCGGUCGAGCUCGUGUCCAUGGGCGCAGCUAGAGACGCCGGAUCCGGUGACGCUAUGCACUACGGACGCCAGAAGGAGUAG